AUGACUUCCAUGAAACCAAUCUUCUGUGCUACCCACCCCAGAGCUUGCUCUACCGCAUUCGAAAGAGUCUUUAUGACUCGCGAUGAUGUCCUUGCCUGCGUUCACGAACCCUUUGGAGAUGCAUUCUACUUUGGUCCCGAGAGACUUAGCCCGAGAUAUGAGGAUGAUGAAGCCGCGCGCCAGGAGAGUGGUUUCGCAGAUAGUACAUAUAAGACAAUUUUCGAGAGAAUUGAGAAGGAAGGAAAAGAGGGUAAACGACUAUUCAUCAAAGAUAUCAUUCACUACCUUGUACCUCCUCAAGGGAAACCAGCAUCAAUUGCUCCCUCGCUCGGAGGUAAAAGUGUCAAGAAGGGCGUCGGCACUAAUGGCGAAACAAAUGGGGUAAAUGGGGUGUCAAACGGGGAAACCAAUGGGGUCAACGGCCACACAAAUGGCCAUACCAAUGGACACACUAACGGCACCACCGCCAAAGCUCCAUAUCCAUACAACACCGUCGCCGAGCCCGGAAAUCCCACCGUCGUCCCCGCCGAAAUCCUCAAACAAUUCCACUUCACCUUCCUCAUCCGCCAUCCCCGCUCCAGCAUCCCCUCCUACUUCCGCUGCACCAUUCCUCCCCUAGACAAAGUAACCGGCUUCUACAACUUCAUGCCCGAAGAAGCUGGUUACGAUGAACUCCGUCGCGUCUUCGAUUUCCUACGUUCCAAGGACCAAGUUGGUCCCCACAUCGCCAGAACCCCCGAGUCUGAGGCCGAGAAUCUGAAAGAUGGGGAAGUGAGUAUCACGGUUAUUGACGCAGAUGAUCUGUUGGAUAAUCCAGAGGGUAUCAUUAAAGCGUAUUGUCGAGAGGUGGGCUUGGAAUAUAAUGCCAACAUGUUGAUUUGGGAUACCGAGGAACAUCAUGAGAAAGCGCGAGAGGCGUUUGAGAAAUGGAGGGGCUUUCAUGAUGAUGCGAUUAACUCUUCCAGUUUGAAGGCGAGGGAACAUAAAAAGAAACCCAAGACCGUAACCCAAGAAAACGAAGAAUGGACCGAGAAAUACGGCGCGGAUGCGGCGAAAAUUAUUCGGGAAACGGUGGAUGCGAAUCUUGAAGAUUAUGAAUAUUUGAAAAAUUUUGCGGUUAAGGUUUAG
Messenger RNA from Botrytis sinoallii, 1128 nucleotides. RefSeq lists its product as uncharacterized. Lineage: Eukaryota; Fungi; Ascomycota; Leotiomycetes; Helotiales; Sclerotiniaceae. The transcript has 4 exons. The coding region runs from base 1 to 1128 and encodes 375 amino acids. The record is from RefSeq and is a predicted model, not a curated record.